AUGGCAGUUGUACCACCCUCGCUCGCGUCGAGUCCUGCCCUCCCAGGACACACCCUUCCCCUACAGGGUCCUGCUCCCUCAGGUGUGUCUCAGGUAGACCCACCCCUCCUGGUUGAGCCUUUAGUGAUCUCCUCUGACACCUUUGGCCCAGCUGAGGGGUGUCACCCCGCUACCAACGACACGACGACCACUCGUCGCUCUCUGCGCUUGGAGACUCCUCCUGGUUUUCCACCUCGACCGUCUUCGCCGCCUCUGGAGCAUGUAGCUGUGGACACUGGUGCUGCUGGGAGUGGUGACACUGGGGGUACUGGCCCUGGGGGUGCUGAGAUUUGGGGUGAGGGUUCUGGGGGUGCUGACUCUAGGGGUGCUGCGAGUCCUAGUGGUGGUGGGGCCAUGGGUGCUCCUACUGCAGGUCCUGGCGUUGGACAGCAGCAGCCGCCUAGUCGAGUCGCGACGCCCUCACCGCAGCAGCUUCGUGAAUGGGUCGUUUGGCGAGGCAGCUCUGGUGCUGGAGCUUGGAGAUUCCUAGACGCUGGAGCUGCUUGUGCUGGAGGCACUACUGGAGGUGCUGCUGGUGCUGGAGCUGUUGGUACUGGAGGUACUACUAGAGGUUCUGGAGCUGCUGGAGGUGCUGGAGGUGCUGGAGCUGCUGGUGCUGGAGGUGCUGGAGGUGAUACUGGUGUCGGAGAAGCUAGAGCUAGAGGCACUGGAGGUCCUCGAGGUGCUGAAGCUGCUGGUCCCGGAGGUGCUCGUACUGGAGGUGCUGGAGCUGCUGGUCCUGGAGGUGCUCGUACUGGAGGUGCUGGAGCUGCCGGAGCUGGUGGUGUUACUGGUGCUGGAGGUGCUGGAGGUGCUGCUCGUGCUGGAGGCACUGGAGCUAGAGGUACUGGAGGUGCUGGAGCUGCUGGUCCUGGAGGUGCUCGUACUGGAGGUGCUGGAGCUGCCGGAGCUGGUGGUGCUGCUGGUGCUGGAGGUGCUAGAGAUGCUAGAGCUGGAGGUGCUGGAGCUGGAGGUACUAGAGGUGGUGGAGCUGCUGACGGUACGGGUACUGCGCCGCGCCGACCGUUUUUCUACCCGCAGCCGCAGUCGUCCCUGCCAUCGCCUGACUCGGCCCUUCGCCAGGUUUUUAGUCUCCCCUCUUCCACUGGCCUCACUCCACCUCUCACGUGUCCGCCGUCUGGCUCGUCUCAGUCACAGUUGCCACUUGGCUCCUUAUUGCCUGCUCCUUCUCCCUACACUAAGUUGCAAGACUCCUUGACAGAGCGUCGUGAGCCUGCGUCUCGUACCUCCACACCUGUUUGUGCUCGUCGUGUCACCUGUCCUCGUCCUCCUGCUGUCCCGGGCACUCACGUUAUGGCACUUCGUCUUUCCUCUGUUCCACAGUGUGUUGCCCUGCCGUCUCCUCUGGCGUCCUCACUUCCUGAUGUGCCUGACCUGCCGUCCGACCUUGCUCGUGCUGCCAGUCCUACUGUCACUCGUCUCCUCGCCACUGUCGCCACUGACCCUUCCUUUGAUUCUACGGCUGCGUUUGCCUUGGUCACUGAGCUAGUCGACUUUGCUACUAGGAGUCGUCUCAACUACGUCGCGAGGCUUGUUCCUGAGUCUGAGUCCGUCUGUCCCCCGUCCGUCGAGGGUGAGCCUGCCCUUUGCAGUGACGUCAUUGAGGGAAGACCCAUUUGA
Molecule: messenger RNA, 1680 nt
Organism: Closterium sp. Yama58-4
Lineage: Eukaryota; Viridiplantae; Streptophyta; Zygnematophyceae; Desmidiales; Closteriaceae
Source: the annotation of a GenBank genome assembly